AUGCUCCGGGCGCCGGCCGUGCUGUGCGUGUGCGCGGCCGCCUGGUGCGCGCAGGCUCUGGCGGCGGCCGCGGGCCGGCCGGACGGCGGCAAUUUUCUGGACGACAAACAAUGGCUCAGCACGGUGUCCCAGUACGACCGGGAGGCCGGACAGUGGAACCGAUUCCGAGACGAAGUAGAGGAUGAUUAUUUCCGCACUUGGAGUCCAGGAAAGGCCUUCGAUGGGGCUCUAGACCCGACUAAAGACCCGUGCUUAAGGCUGAAAUGUAGUCGCCACGAAGUGUGCAUUGUUCAAGGUUCUCAGACCGCAGUCUGCGUUGGUCAGCGGAGGCUCACGCACAGGUAA
Molecule: messenger RNA, 345 nt
Organism: Aethalodelphis obliquidens (Pacific white-sided dolphin)
Lineage: Eukaryota; Metazoa; Chordata; Mammalia; Artiodactyla; Delphinidae
Product: testican-3-like
Exons: 4
Coding region: 1-345 (114 amino acids)
Source: RefSeq, a predicted model, not a curated record